UCCACCUGUCCAGCGCCGCUGCCGUUGACAGCCGUCUCCACUCCGGCGGCCACUUCGUCUCCCCCAAAUUUCAUUAGCCCUAAUCCCAGUCGACUGUUUCCUCUGCCAUUUUCUUCCACUGUUGCAGCAGGGUUAGGUCUUUUUGCAUCAAGCCAUGGAUCCCUCAAAGCAAGAAACAAACCAAAAAAAAGCUUCUAAAACAAUGGCUAAGAAGGAAACCCAAGAAUUCCAAUUUGUUGUUUACAAUACCAUGACUCAGCAAAAAGAGGUUUUCAAGCCCAAAACCCCUGGAAAAGUUUGCAUGUAUGUCUGCGGUGUCACUGCCUAUGAUUUCAGUCACCUUGGCCAUGCUCGUGCUGCCGUUUCCUUUGAUGUCCUUUACAGGUACCUUAAGCAUUUGGGUUAUGAGGUUACUUAUGUCAGGAAUUUUACUGAUGUUGAUGAUAAGAUAAUCCGUCGAGCCAAUGAGACUGGAGAAGAUCCAAUAAGUUUGAGUGACCGGUACUGUAAAGAAUAUAAUAUAGAUAUGAGUGAUCUACAGUGCCUUUCUCCAACACAUGAGCCACGUGUUUCUGAUCACAUGGAGCAGAUCAAAGAUAUGAUAACUCAGAUUAUAAACAAAGACUUUGGAUAUGUUGUUGACGGCGAUGUGUUUUUCGCUGUUGAUAAAUUCCCAAAUUAUGGCAAGUUAUCUGGGCAGAAGCUGGAAAACAAUAGAGCGGGUGAACGUGUUGCUGUUGACUCAAGGAAGCGUAAUCCUUCCGACUUUGCAUUAUGGAAGGCUGCAAAGCCAGGUGAGCCAUCUUGGGACAGCCCAUGGGGACCUGGACGACCUGGGUGGCACAUAGAAUGUAGUGCAAUGAGUGCACAUUAUUUAAGCUUCAAAUUUGACAUUCAUGGUGGUGGGCUUGAUUUGAUUUUUCCUCACCAUGAAAAUGAAAUUGCUCAAAGUUGUGCCGCAUGCGAAGAGAGUGAUGUAAGUUAUUGGAUGCACAAUGGGCAUGUUACUAAUAACAAUGAGAAGAUGUCAAAAUCUUUGGGUAACUUUUUCACAAUUCGCCAGAUUACUGAGAGAUAUCAUCCACUGGCUUUGCGAUACUUCUUGAUAAAUGCACACUAUCGUUCUCCUCUCAAUUACUCCAUUGUUCAGUUGGAAGGUGCAUCAGAUGCUGUUUUUUACAUAUAUCAGACUUUGAAAGAUUGUCAAGAUGCUCUAUUGCAACUACAAGAAGAAAUGCCCAAUGAUGGCAAACCAGCUCGGAUUAGUCCGGAUGCCAAGGAAUGCAUUAGCAAGCUCCGCAAUGAGUUCCAGGUGAAAAUGUCAGAUGACUUGAGCACUUCACUUAUACUGACUGGUGCCUUUCUAGAAGCGUUGAAGUUGGUAAACAAUUUGUUGACCAUGCUAAAGAAGAAGCAGCAAAAGCAACAAAGAUUAUUGGUAAUUCAAUCCCUUAAAGAGAUUGAGAAAGAAGUUACGAAAAUUUUGGAUGUUCUUGGAUUGCAGCCACCUUGCUCUUAUAAUGAGGUUUUGCUGCAAUUAAAGGAGAAAGCAUUAACGAGAGCGGGGUUGGUGGAAGAUGAUGUGAUUCGUCUAAUUAACCAACGAGCUGAAGUGAGGAGAAACAAAGACUUCUUGAAAAGUGAUCAGAUGAGAGCUCAUUUGCAAGCUAAGGGCAUUGCACUCAUGGAUGUAGGCACGGAAACAAUUUGGAGACCUUGUGUUCCUGUUCAACAAGAAUCGGGAAUAGUGCCAUCAGAGGGCCAGAAGGUCCCUCCCAAGCCUGAAACUGCAUAAGAAUGCAGAUCUUGAUUCAUGUUCACCAAAAAAAACAUAUUGAAGUUGCUUCGUAAGGUGGUUUUUGUUGUCAAAACAAGUUGGUGGGAUCAAGGCCAUUUCUAGACAGUUUUGAUUCAUAAGUUAUAAAAUGUCUUUCCGUUUCUGACCUAAUUGUUACGGGAGAAAUUUUUUGCUACUGAAGGUGGUUAACAGCGAAGUAGGUUAGCAAAGAGAGUUAGCAGCAAGGUGAAACGGUGCUCUAGGAUCAGUUUCGUCUCUUUUCUCCCUUCUCUCUUCUGUUUCUCUGCUUCUUUAUUUUCUUCUCAAUUAUCUUCUUCUGUUUCUUCCCUCACGAUUGGAUUGGUUGCCUUGUUUCUAGUUGGACUUUAGCUGCACAGACAGUGAGCCAGAAUUUUUUUUCUUUUCUGAAAACAGUACAUUUAAUAGUGUUGUAUAUUGGUGCAUAACAGGCGCGAAUAUGGUGGGCUAUGUUGUCGUUUUAAAAGUUUGGUACAGAUGGAAUUACCCCAGGAUGUGGAGACCCUCAUCUCAGACAAAUUCUUGCAGAAAUGUAGUGGUUAUAUUACUACGCUUAAGCAAUUUAUCUUUCAGAAUUCUUCUCGCUUCUCUUGCCCAAACUGUUCGUAUUAUUAUUAAAUGAAAUGUUAAAAUUUGUCUUUUUUUUAGAUCGAAUACAAAAUAGUCAUUAAAUUAUUUAAAAAUUUUUAUUUAAGUCAAUGAAUUGUCGAUAGUUUUUAUUUAA
Molecule: messenger RNA, 2540 nt
Organism: Gossypium arboreum
Lineage: Eukaryota; Viridiplantae; Streptophyta; Magnoliopsida; Malvales; Malvaceae
Product: cysteine--tRNA ligase 2, cytoplasmic-like
Exons: 10
Coding region: 155-1795 (546 amino acids)
Biological process (GO): cysteinyl-tRNA aminoacylation
Cellular component (GO): cytoplasm
Molecular function (GO): ATP binding; cysteine-tRNA ligase activity
Source: RefSeq, a predicted model, not a curated record